Messenger RNA from Dichotomopilus funicola, 1962 nucleotides. RefSeq lists its product as uncharacterized. The transcript has 2 exons. The record is from RefSeq and is a predicted model, not a curated record. Gene Ontology annotation, molecular function: DNA binding; DNA-binding transcription factor activity, RNA polymerase II-specific. Gene Ontology annotation, cellular component: RSC-type complex; nucleus. Gene Ontology annotation, biological process: regulation of transcription by RNA polymerase II. Lineage: Eukaryota; Fungi; Ascomycota; Sordariomycetes; Sordariales; Chaetomiaceae. Bases 1 to 1962 code for a protein of 653 amino acids.
AUGGAUAUGGAUUACAUGGACCCUUUCCGCCGCCGCUAUCCCAACGUCUCUAUGCAACCUAUUCCGCAGCCCUUUGCUGGGCAUCAACAAAUGCAUCACCCACAAGGCGCGCAGUACCCGUACUGGAACCCAUUGAUGGCGUACUAUCAACAACAGCAUCGCACAGCCGCGUUGAUGGGGCAGGCCGGCAUGCAUCUCACGAAGCCGGCGGAACCCAAACCAAGACUGGCAAAGGACGAAGUUGAACUGUUAGAACGGGAAUUCGCAAAAAAUCAGAAGCCAAGCAGCAGCACGAAACGGGAAUUGGCCGAGCAGAUGGGCGUGGAAGUACCGAGGAUUAAUAACUGGUUCCAAAACCGCCGGGCCAAGGAGAAGCAGAUCAAGAAGACUGCUGAGUUUGAGGCUCAACAAGCUCGCGAACGAGCCGCUUCAGAAGCCAAAUCGACCGGUAGCGACCGGGAACAGGGCGGGACCCGCGAGGCCUAUGAAGAUGAAGCUCAAAGUCCAUCGAGUGUUGCGCCCACCGCCACAUUAGAGACGAAUGAAGACACCGCUUCCGACAACUACGCCAUCCUCAAGUCUGAACCCGUGGACCCAGUCUCUUUGUCUAUGGUGCCUACUGCACCGGUACGCCCAAGCCCGGCAAGUUCUGACAGCGAUGGUUUCGUCCAUCUUGACUACCGGCAGGCCGCCCACCACACGCAACCCUCAUCGGGCCUCACUGCACAAGGAGAUCUUUUUGAUUUGUUAGGCGAGAUUCAGGGGCAUCACGAUUUUCAACAACCAGCCGCACCCCCAUUCCAACUGACCGAUACCACUUUACCUAACAGCCUCCCGCACAACAUCUUUGCUGGGAUAAGUCCGCACAACAACCCAAGCGUUCCUGAAGCGGGCGAUUUCGGCAAGUUUUCUGAUGAAGACUACUUUACGACCCCAUCUGCCCCGCGGUUUCCUUCCGAACUAGUCGUUGCGAGCGGCACACCAGAUGCUGACAGCCCUCUUCUGAGGCACCAAGCCUCGGUUGAGAGCCUUGUGCAUUCCGACAUUGUGUCUCCCGGGUCGAUACCCGACAUGUCGCCAUUGGCCUUGUCGAACCUUCGCUUCAAGUCUCCUCCGCCACCAGCCGAUAUCGCGAGCCGCAGGAAAAGCCGCCGCCCAGCACCCCUGGGCUUGUCCUCGCUCAUGGGCGGCGCGGGACCCAAGACAGGCGUUGAAGUGCCCAGGCGAGCGGAUACAGUGAGCCCAAUGAGACGCAUAUCUUCCUCAACGGGGCUCAGCGGACGUGUUCAGAAGGCUUUCAUCGGCCCAAACGGACCGCGAUCGCCCUUUGCUAUGGAUCGCAACAAGGAGGCACUUCUCCACAGCCUUCACGAAACUCAACCUUCAACGAUGCCACUCCUCAACAGUGGGAUGCCCCAGAUGACUGGUGAAGUCCUCUUCGCCCCAGGAACAGGAGACGGUGCCGUGGCUGUGCGCGCUCCAGAUGAGGAACAGGGAUUUCCGUUUGGGUCAUUCGGGGCCAUUGGCGGCAUCCCGACGUUUAAUCACACCGACCAGGCCAUCAAAUCCCCGCCCGAGACGCCCGGUUUGCAGAUAGGGCUGCAAGAGAGCUAUUUUCCGGGCUCGAACGACAACACGUGGACCUAUACCCCACAGGAUGGCGCGUUACCGACACCGAGUCUUUGCAGUCACGGCGGGUCCGAAAUGGAGUUCUCGGCCGCUACUCAGCGCCCCGGAUAUGUGGCUAGUCAGCCCGCGACGCCCUCCUUCCCGCCUACCAUGGGCCCCGCGUACAGCAGCUUCUUUGGAAUGGGCUUGGGGCAAACGGAUUAUCAGUUUCCCGAUGCUUACGCCGCCGAGUCCUCGAGCCGGUCGUCUCCAGUUGCGUUUCCGAGGUCAAAACAAUUCCAGUUUGCUCAAAACGUCACUCCCCAGGACUUUAGCUCUACGGACAAACCCUGA